This is a messenger RNA of Sclerotinia trifoliorum, 491 nucleotides long. NCBI's taxonomy places the organism in Eukaryota, Fungi, Ascomycota, Leotiomycetes, Helotiales, Sclerotiniaceae. The record is from the annotation of a GenBank genome assembly.
AUUUGACCCCGAUGGUCUUCAUUUUAAAGUAGACAAAAGGGAACCCAGAAUUAAAAGGCUCUUAUGCCCUUUUAAUCCAUUAGCGCUGGGGUUGUAACUCAAGCUCGACUUCAUGAUGUUCAAUGCUUUGCAAAGCCCAGACAUCUCUGAUCAUCAAUACAAAUCAGCAAUGGCAAAAGCAAUUAAGCAAGGAUACGUGAGGGGUGCCCAAGUUAUUUUAGAAGGACGAAAGCCAAAAGCGCUUAACAGUCAUCUGAAAUUUGCUAUUAAUAAGGGACAUCUUGACAUGGUGAAAUUGCUAGUUCAACAUGGAGCCGGGAAAGAUGAUCAUUAUCGUGAUGCUUUUGUGUUUGCAGGGUAAAUACGCUCCAGUGAAGCGAUUGAACACCUAAUAAAUUGUGGUGCAGAUCCAAGCAUACCCUUUGAACCCGCGUCAAGGCUUGUUAGAUGAAUCGAGUGGUCUUCGGAGAGUUUAGUUUCCUCACUAUUGG